This is a messenger RNA of Raphanus sativus (radish), 1326 nucleotides long. RefSeq lists its product as uncharacterized. The coding region runs from base 285 to 1127 and encodes 280 amino acids. The transcript has a single exon. Gene Ontology annotation, cellular component: chloroplast thylakoid membrane. Gene Ontology annotation, biological process: photosystem I assembly; response to photooxidative stress. The record is from RefSeq and is a predicted model, not a curated record. NCBI's taxonomy places the organism in Eukaryota, Viridiplantae, Streptophyta, Magnoliopsida, Brassicales, Brassicaceae.
AACUGCUCAAUGGUCAAAAUGUGGAGACACUGAUUUAGUAUAUUCAUACAUUAUCAUGCAUCUUCUUGAUUUUAAAAUUCAAAUAUCAUUAUAUACCUCCUUUUUCAGACCGCCUCUUGUAUUGAAACCUCUACAUGUUAGUCACUACUUCUCCACACCGCCAUAAACGUGCUUUCCACUUCCUUCUUCCCCAUUUAUAUAUAUACUCAGAGACUCUAAGUUUCUAACCCAAACCCUAAAAAUCCCAUCUUUAGUAAAUAUUAUCUUAGAUUACUGAGUUUGUUAUGUCUCCUCCAGCGUUGAUUGUGUUUGAAGAUGGUCUAACCAACAAAUGGAGCAACGAGGAGUGGCAGGGUCUCAGCGUUUCUCCCGGAGAAAACCCUAAUCCUAACUCUACUUUCAAUAUCUUGGUGCAUAAUGCGGCUAUGCAGAACCAGCUGACAGUUUCCCGCCCAUCUGUAAAAGAAGAAAGCUUCAGAAUGGUCUUACCUCUUGCAAUGUCUCCGCCAAGAGACAAAGCCGUGCCGCUUCCUGUUCUUCCCGAGCCGAUGAUGAAGCCACCGAGGAAGCUUAGCCAACAAGAAACUAUGUUUUCUGAAGAAGAAGAUUUCAAGUGCAGUGCCUUCUGUUUAUCUCUCCGUGGUUUUGGGAAGCAAAAACCUGUUAGGUCACCAAAAAGCGAUGAUUCUCCUAUAAAGAAGAAAAUGAUCAAACCGUCAUCGUUCUCAAACUCUGCUGUCUCCCUAAGUGCCUCGCUCGAAAAAUUCGAGUAUGGCUCAUGGGCUUCAACGACUGCUCCAGCCCGAGAAAACGGCAGGCUGUACUUCGAUCUUCCCGUGGAGAUGAUCAAAUGUGGCAGUGGAGGAGGCGGAGAUGUGCAGGAGCCAGUGAGUUUGGGUUUCUUCUUCGACAAGGAAACGGGAAGUCCAGCUUUGAGAGGCGUUCUAAAGACUUCUUUGUCGGUAAGGCAACAAAGAGGUUCGGCUGAGACGUCACCGCAACGCCGUGUCAGAUUUUCGACCACGACCUCUGUUUCAUGCCCGACUUCACCGCGUUCGUGUAUUACCCCGCGGCUGCUUAAGGCUAGAGAUGACUUCAAUACGUUCUUAGCAGCACAGAACGCGUGAAACCCUAAAAACAGAAUACUAUAAUAAAACAAAUAUUUUCGUAUUUACGAAUAAUAGGUAAUGUCUAUUAGAAGAUAUCAAUAUAGAGCGAAUAUUUGCGUUCUAUUUUGAUUUUGAGUCUCUGCGUAACCAGAUUAUAAGCAUUUAAAUUUUUUAAAUCUUUCAUCUUUGCUUCAAACAAUAAUGCUAUGUUCGGUUU